ACACAUCCUACAAGUUUCCAGCAGCUUGUUGACCGGGUUGUCCACCCAGGUUGUGAUCCUCAGACAUCAUAGAUUUCAUUUUUAUAUGACAACCUUUUACAGCAGCCCAUGUCUGAUUUCGUAAAAAACGGGUGUUUUGCCCCCUGGGUAAUGGGUGAACUGGUCCGUGUUCAGCUGGCAGGCUCCACUGUUUGUGUUGGUCUUGCCACCACAGGCUUAUGCAACAGUAGUAACAGUGCACAACCCCAGAUGAUUGGCAGCUAAUGAGAGCUGUGUGUUGCAUCACAGCCAAAGCUCAUUGGUGGUAUGAAUGUGAAGGGCAGGUUAACUAGAGACAGUCAGACAGUGCAGACAGAGAUCACGGUCGUUGUGGUGGCUCUCCACAUGUCCUGAAGGCUAACGGCAGGCUAUUAGUGUGUGUGUGUGUUUGUGUGAAAGUUCCGGACCAGCCAGGAUGGCACCAGGGGCAGCAGGCGUUUGUGUGAUGCAUACCCUUCCUAAAGAUGCCUUAUUUAUUGUUGGACUGGUUAAUGUCAGCCCAGGCACAAAAAAGCUGUUUGCUGCCACAGCCUUUGGUGCUGUCUCCCUCAUCUUCCUCGCCCGCCACUUCAAAAGGAGGAAGGGGAAGAAAAAGGCCCAGUCGCCAUGGGAACAGGGAGAAUUUGACUUUCUCCUUGCAACUCCCCCAGAGAAAGACACAUGCAUAGCCGGUAACCGUCAGAAUCUCACCCUGCCACUUAACACUAAAAGCUGCUACUCCUGUAACUUGGUUUCUGGUGGAACCCUGUACAGCAAGCUCUCUGGCUCCUUGCAGAGCUUAUCCUCGGUUAAAAGCAUGAACUCCUCCAGCAGCUGCACCUGUGCCAAUAGCUCCAGCUGCUGGGACAGAAGUGCUGAGGAUCAAGACAUCUGCAGUAUGGUCAACAUCCCAGUCACCACCCCUGAAAAUCUCUACCUGAUGGGCAUGGAGUUGUUUGAGGAGGCUUUGAGACGCUGGGAGCAGGCCCUCACCUUCCGCAGCCGGGAGGCAGAGGAUGAAGCCAGCUGCGCCUCAGUGAAGCUGGGUGCUGGUGAUGCUAUCGCCGAGGAGAGCAUGGAGGAUAUCAUCAGUGCAGAGUUUAUCCACAAGCUGGAGUCGCUGCUGCAGAGGGCCUACCGACUCCAGGAGCAGUUUGAGGGGGCGCUGGGGGUAUCUGACCCCUCACACGUUAACAAUGACAAACACACAGACAUCUCGAGCCGAGAGGACCUGGAUGACUCUUGUCUGAAGGAUACCCUGAGCAUAGCCUCUACCGACUCCUUUGUGUCUGCUGCUGAGCUGUCCGAGCACAGAGAGCUGAGGAGUGCCUAUGCUCUAGGCUCGUUCUGCCACUACCCGUUCUAUGACGAGGCACUGCAGAUGGCCGAGGAUGGGAAGAUCUCCUGCAGAGUUCUAAGGACCGAGCUGCUGGAAUGCCUCGGUGACACAGAUUUCCUGGCAAAGCUGCACUGCGUGCGUCAGGCUUGUCAGCUCAUAUUGUGUGAGCGGGCCACCAGAAACUUUCUGGCUGAUACUGGAAAGAAGAUCCUGUCCUCCAUCAUUGUCAAAGCCCGAAAAAGCCCCAAGAGAUUUGAGGAGGUGUUUGAGGAGAUGAUCUCCUUCCUGGAGCUGACUGACCACUGGGGCAACACUGAGGUGGAGCUGGCCACCCGCGGGGUCAAGCAUUUGAACUUCUAUGACAUCGUCCUUGAUUUCAUCCUUAUGGACUCUUUUGAAGACCUGGAGAAUCCUCCCAUCUCCAUACAGAAUGUUGUUAACAAUCGGUGGCUGAACAGCUCCUUCAAAGAGACCGCUGUCGCAUCAAGUUGUUGGUCAGUCCUGAAGCAGAAGAGACAAUAUAUAAAGGUCCAGGAUGGCUUCAUUUCACACUUCUAUGCGGUCUGUGAGCAAAUCAGCCCCGUCCUGGCCUGGGGGUUCCUGGGGCCCAAGACCUCCCUGCAUGACUUCUGCUGCUUUUUCAAGGACCAGGUGCUGUUCUUCCUGAAGGACAUAUUUGACCUGGAGAAGGUGCGCUACACCAGCGUGGAGACGCUGGCUGAGGACAUGCUCCACCUGCUGCACAGGCGGUCCGAGCUGCUCUUGGCCUACCUGGGUGCCGACACCUUCCGCCACCUGAAUGGCUGUGUCACCUCACAGCUCCACCUUGUGCCCAAUGCCAUGCUGGAGGCCAGAGUACAAUAACAAGUCACUGGACUGUUCCACCCGCACAUCAUUGAGAAUACACUAACUGGAGGAGGGAUGUGAAGAGGAUUUUUGCCUCCUUGGUGCAGUGUUGUGCUGGCUUUUUGAGUGUGACUGCGGCUUGUUUUGUGUACUGAGCAAAAAUAUAAACGCAACACUUGUUUUCAACUCCAAUUUUCAUUCAUUGAAGAUUUGGUCUAUGCACACAGGCUUAUUUCUCUUAAUUUGUGUGCACAAAGUUGUUUAAAUCCAUAAUUAGUGGGCACUUACAGAUGUGAGAGAUCAAAAGAUGCAGAUCAAAAUGCAUGAUUAUGGCACAGAUGUGCAUUGGAAUGUUUGCAAUAAGUCUAAAUUGUGCUGUUUUACCUCAAAUGUCACUGAUGACUUAAGUUUAGGAGUUUGCAACUGGCUGCAGGAAUGUCCACCAGAGCUUGUGAACUGAAUGUAAUAUGCACUAAUAUGGAUUUUCACAAAUUUCUGAACAGAAUUUAACUUUAUGUGCAACAGAAUUUAAUAACCUUUUAUGUGCAUGGAAGCCCUCUUAGAAAUGUUAGGUAAACUCAUGAAAAUGUGUUGAGUUUAUAUUUUUGUUAAGUAUAAGACCAUGAUUACCUUACAGGUCCGCAGACCGCAUGGUGCUCAGUAAGUCCAGUCACAAUACCGCUCCCAUGUCGUUAUAGUGCCAUGUCAAUGCAGUUGUCUUUUUUAAUCUAACUGUUAUCGUCCUCUGCAGAGGCUGACAUGUCAAGCAGCAAGUUGGUCAUAUUGUACCAGAGUACUGUAAAGUACUUUUGACCUCAUGGCUGAACAGUUCAAAGACAUUUGUCUAUUUUAAUUAUUUAACACCAUGUCAGUUUUUUUUUAUCAUUUGUAAUGACAGUCGGAAAAAUUAUUUAAAAGGGCACAGCAAUGACUUGAUAGCCCAACGGUAAUGGUGUGGUUACAUUGUGCAGGAGUAAUAAUACUGUGUAUUGUAAAGGGAUUUCUGAACGAUAGUUUGGACGGUCUGGCUCAUCUUGAGUGCAUGUUCAUUCAGCAAAAGACUACGUGUGAGAUGCCUUGAUAGACAGUCCCACUGAACUUAGUCUAGCAGGCCUGUUGCCCGUCUAACUGCUUAACCCGGCAUAUACACAGAGCAUCAUUGCUUAUAGUGACCCAUCUACUGUCCAUUCCUUGUGCACACUACUUUGCUAUAUUCAGUGCUGGGCUGUUGUGAACGUUAAAUUACUAUCAGCCUUACUGGCAGCACCUGUAGUGUUGCCCUGCCCAUUAGUAUCGUGGGAAAUACAGCCUGCCCUGAACUGUUACCAAUGGUCUUCCUUCACACUUCUGAAGGGACAGGUUUUCAUUCAACAUUACAUAAGCACCAUUUUUGCUUGUAUUGUGUCCAUUAACUCAAACACUCAAAUCCUGACAGUUACAUUUGACUCAGAUUAAGACUGGCAUUUAUUUUUAUAGUUGCAUCAUUUCACCAAGACAUGAAUUGAAUGGCAACAUAUGACUUGUGUACAUGUAUGCAGAAAAUGUGUUUUAAUAAAAAGGGCCAUUUAAAUGAG
Molecule: messenger RNA, 3777 nt
Organism: Alosa sapidissima (American shad)
Lineage: Eukaryota; Metazoa; Chordata; Actinopteri; Clupeiformes; Clupeidae
Gene: miga1
Product: mitoguardin 1
Exons: 15
Coding region: 455-2221 (588 amino acids)
Biological process (GO): mitochondrial fusion
Source: RefSeq, a predicted model, not a curated record